GCGCCCCGAGACACCGGCCGGCGAACGAAAACGAUAUCAAUUUACAUUUAGUAAGUUUAUUUAAUUCUGCGUGUAGGUACGCUGUGUCAGCGCGCAGUGGAUUGUGUUAAAUAGUAUUAAGUUUGUGGAUACAAAAAGUAUGAUGUGAACUAGUGAAUACUCUUGUUUAAAUACCUUGAUAGACUUAAGUAGUCUACAGACAUGGCGACAGUUAGGAAAUUAUUUGGAGCCCAUCGUGUGGCCUGUCGCCUCUUUAGAGAUGACCGCACCCUGCUGUCUUGUGUCUCCGUGACACUGGUCUCCAACCGUGAUGCUCAUGCGCAGAACAUUACCAAGAAUAUGAGCUACAUCAGCAAUGAACAAGUUAAACUUGCUGUGGACCCUAAUACGAUGAAGUUAACCAAAGACAUAAAGAGACCUUUAUGCAUAAUAAUGAACUGGAUGUUACAACGGCCUUCACACGUGAUGAAGUACGCUUCACUGUACCUGGAGCAGGGCUUCGAUGUGGUCUCCGUGUCCUGCACACCCUGGCAGCUCAUGUGGCCGAAGACAGGAUCCCAGGUGGUGGGUUCCAACCUGAUGAAGUUCAUGCAAGCCAACAGUCACAGCCCCCUGGUGGUGCACGGAUUCUCCGUGGGUGCCUACGUCUGGGCUGAAGGUCUGGUGUUCGCUAUGAAGGACAAACAGACUUACCAACCGAUGCUGGACCGCGUGGUGGUUCAGACGUGGGACUCCGCGGCGGACAUCACAGAGAUCCCGGUGGGGUUCCCCUCCGCCGUGUUCCCCAAUAAUAAGUUCCUACAGACCACAUUCAGGACUUAUAUUGUCUACCACAUGAAGAAAUUCUACGACACAGCGACCCGCCACUACGAACUGGCUUCACAGACCUUCCACCAGACCCCGUGUCGUGCGCCCGCGCUGUUCCUGCUGUCCCGCAGCGACCCGGUGGGCACAGAGCGCAGCAACCGGGACGUGUGCGACUGCUGGGUCGAGUUGGGAAUGAAGUGCACCUGGAAAUGCUGGGACCGUUCGCCGCACGUCCAGCAUUACAUCAAGCACCCGCAGGAGUACCUGGCCCUUCUCUAUGCACAUUUGGACAAACAUGGACUUAUCUCACAACCAGACAAGAUGCGGGCUAGGUUAUAGAAAAUUUGUUCGGCUUUUUGUCAUUAAUAAGUAGAAAAUGAAACUUCUUUUGGCGUUGUCGGUUACAUACAUACAUACGAAUAGCCGUCUAUAUCCCUUGCGGGGUAGACAAGGCCAACUGCCUUAAUAAUACUGAAAGGCCGGAAAACACGGCAAAAAUAAUAUAAAUAAGUGUGCCUUGGGCCUAGAUAUAAAAUAAUAAUAAUAAAUAUUUAUAUACCGGAGUUAGCCUCGAAGUAAGUUCGAGACUUUUGUUAUGAUAAACAAACUCAACGAUACUAAAUUUUAUAAUAAAUACUUUAUAGAUUGACAUCCAAGACACAGGCCAAUGAGAAAAAGUUCAUUUCUCAUCAUGCCCCGGCCGGGAUUCGAACCCGGGACCUCCAAAAGAAACAUUGAAGCUAACGAAUAAAGCACGCAUAUAUGAGUAAGAACUUUACGGCAAUAUCAAAUAAGAAAGCUUACGCCAUUUCGGGUCAACUUAUUUUCCGAGUAUAUAUUUUAGUAACAUUAAUGCGCGUGAGUCUCGUUGUUUGUUUUCGCUCAAGUUUCUGCAGUAAUGUACUAAAAGAAAUCAUUUCAAUACAAGAUAUAACAAGAGAAAAUACUGGCUAAAUUAUGGCGUGUUUUUAUAACAGGCCCUUUAAAUGAAAAGUUGUAUACUGAAUAAGUACAUCUAUCGUUAUGAAUGCCAAAUAAUAUUUUUAAGUAAAACUUUUACAAAUUAUUUAACUUUUCAAGUAAACUUUAACAAAGUUAUCUAGUCUAGUUGGCAAAGAAAUGAGCAUAAUUCAACACCGAAUUAUUCAAAUUAUAAAAAUGUCUACUUAUAUUUAAAUUAACUAACAUGGUAUAAGCAUUUUCUAGGUAUAAGGCUAUCUUUUUUCAUAUAUUUUUGUACUUAUUUCUUUGAAG
Messenger RNA from Amyelois transitella, 2061 nucleotides. RefSeq lists its product as uncharacterized. The transcript has 8 exons. Gene Ontology annotation, molecular function: serine hydrolase activity. The record is from RefSeq and is a predicted model, not a curated record. Lineage: Eukaryota; Metazoa; Arthropoda; Insecta; Lepidoptera; Pyralidae. Bases 202 to 1146 code for a protein of 314 amino acids.